AUGUCGUCAGUGUUGGUUGGUUACACAGAUGCUGCUGCAAAUGCAGCCCAAGCAGCUUCACUGAUAAAUAACAGUAAAUAUCGGGCUUAUGUUGCGGCAGUCGAUAAAGCACUGAAAGCUUUUGAAACUACCAAUGAAUGGGCCGACUUGAUCUCAGCUCUAGGAAAACUUAGCCGGGCAUUUCAUGCAAAUGCAAAAUUUGGUGAUAUACCGAAGCCGGUGACUGUGGCAAAACGCCUUUCGCAGUGCCUUCAUCCAGCUCUGCCGCAUGGUGUUCAUCUGAAAGCACUAGAAACUUAUCGACAGCUCUUCGAUAUACUUGGCCGAAAGGAUCUUCCACGUUUGCUAUAUCUUUUCGCUGUUGGACUGUUCCCAUUGAUGGAUCAUUGCGGAAUAAAGGUGAAAUCAGAAUUGUUGAAUAUAUUUGAACAAUAUCUCCUUCCACUGGGUGUUGAACUGAAACCAGCACUUCCCGGUUUUAUCGCUGGUGUCCUGCUUGGCCUCGAAGAAGGAACCGAAUUCUAUGACAGGUCAUUUUCGCUUUUGGAUCGAGUACAGGAUAGCGUUGGUCCGGAAGCUUAUUUUGCAUGCCUUUGGGAAGCGGUCCUUGGUUCGCCAUCUGUUCGUCUUCCAGCACUGAUGUAUGUAAAUGCGAAAUUUAAUCGUCAAAAAAGUAUGCACAAUCAGGAAUAUAUCAUGGGAAAUAAUAUCGAUCACAUGAUAGCCGCUCUUUGCGCAGCAGCAGAUGAUGAUGGUUCAACACUUGUUCAACGUCACUUAUUGGAUUUUUUAUCUUCUGCUUUUCCAUUGAAUUCUGAUCAUCUUGUAAGAGAAGAUUUUGUUCAGCUCCUUAGGCGUUGUCUUUUUUUGGUGCUUCGCAGAGAUAUGAGUUUGAACAGGCGUUUAUAUCAGUGGUUACUGAAUCGUGUUGGUGAUUCAGUUGUUACUGGAUUACCUGUUGCUGGAGUGGAUGAACAGCUUGAUACUACUUUUUUCAUCACUUAUGCACUGCCGAUUGUGAGGAAAGCAAUCGAAGAAUAUUUAAAAUUAGAUACAGUUCAAGUAACUAGUGGUCUUGCUUCCUGGGACGGUACGAAGGAACAUCAAAUGCAGUAUACGGAAGUUCGUGUUGCACGUUUGCUAUUAUAUUUUAUGGAUCGACCUGAACUAGGCUCUCUUUUUCUUGAAGAAACACUGCUACUUUUACUGGAAUCAGCUUCCAAGAAUGAUAUACGUUUGGAAUCGGUUUUAGUAAAGAAGGAGGAAAUAUUAGGUGGAACAAAAAGAUUAUCAACUUCAACAGAAACGAUUAAUGAACAGAGUCGGCGAUUUAGUAUUACGAGCAAAUCCUCUGUCAAUUCACGACAAUCACGAUUAAGCAUUCUAUCAGAAGAGGCUUCCGCAGAACAGGUUAAGCGAUUGGAAGAGUUUGGAAAAACAAUAAAUCUGUUGAUGAAUUCGCUUGACGUUGGGUUUAUUUGGAAUUUUCUGGAACGAAAGCUGAAAUUGUUAAUACAACAAAAGCAAAAGGAGCAACAAAAUGGUACAAUAGAUCCACAUUUGUUAACAAAUGAAGUAAAAAUGUUAAAAGAAGAAGAAGAACGAAGAACUACACAAGAGUUGGCAAAUUUUCCACGGAUAGUAUUAUUUUGCCUAAUUACGGUGGAAUUAGAUUCUCAUAGUGAUAUCCGAGAACGGUAUUUACCGCAGUUAUUGUCAUCCAUUCUCACCACUAUGGCUGAAAAGAAUGUUGCUUCAAUAGACGGUCAACUACUUGUUCGACUCCUCAUUGUCGCAAAAGCAAUUCUAAAUGAAGUUAAUCAAAGUGCUGUUGUUAUGGAAGCUGGACUCGUUACACGAAAACGUGGCGAGGCAUAUGAAAUAGUACGUUACGAAGAACUUGAUUCAACGGAGAAACCAUCUACACAAGGGAGCGCAAUUAAAGAACAAUGGAGAGUAGAGAAUUGUUUAAGUAGCUGCCAACGACUUCUUGCACAGAUUUGUGAUUGGUAUUGCAAGGAACGAGAUAAAGAACGUUUGCAAGCAUUUUAUGCUAUUUCAACUUUGACACGUGAAUUUGCCGAUUUUCCUCUGUAUGAUUUGGAUACAGAGGAAAUUAGGAAUAUGGAAUAUCGUAAGAACCAUAUAUCAAAUAAUUAUCCAGUUUGGUUAAGGGCUUUAUUGAGCAUAUUAUCAUUGGACGAAUGGGAUGCUUCCGUGAAUUGUAAAGUAAAUUACCACACUGCUGAAAUUCGGAUAACCGAUAUGUUUGCUCGUGCAAAUGCUUUGGAUCUGAUAACUUAUGUCUAUGUUAGAAGUAUUUCGGUUGCUGAACAACAUGCUGCUAUGUUGCGACGACAAAAAAGGGAUAGUAAAGAAAGGACAACUAUUUUAUUGAAACCACUACUCUCUGAAGCGGACUUGAAACGUUUGGAUGAUGACGACAUUUUCAAGAAAGCUGCUAAAAUUCUUUGGUCAUAUUUGGAUCAAAGCGAUAAGGCGUAUUAUCAUUCGACGAUUGCUCGAUUGCUUUGUUUAUUUCAUUCACGAAAGCCCUCUGAACCGAGUAGCGAUGUCGAGGAUUUGAUCGUUAGCAAUCUUACAAGCACGAAUAGAGAACUAAGUUGCUCUGCUGCUAAAAAAUUUCGAACCUUAUGGAUGUUAAAUCGGCCUUCUGCAGCCGAGGAGCUCUACCUUGGAUUAUCAUCCAAACCAUUUAACAGAGUAGUUAUGCUUUUAUUGGGUUUUCUUUCUGAUGAUACAAUUGGUUACGAUAAAACGGAAUUGAAAAAUAUUUCGGGUUGUUGGUUCAAUGAUUGUGCUCAGCAUUCGGAUUUGCCAUAUAUUCUGCAGAUGUGGGCUACAAUGCUUCUGAACCCCAGCACUUCACGUGUUUCAAUUCAAUAUCUCAACAUGCAUCGUAGAUUGAAUAAGGAGAAGUUUCCAUAUAUACCACCUGGUAUUUGUGCUAUAACAUUGUUAACAGAUGGUGGUCAUCAAUCAUUACAUCAUUUGUGCGAAGAUGUUUCGGUAACAGGUUCAAAUGAAGCUAAACGACAUUUGGUUGAAGCUUCUACAGCGUUUCAAAGAUUAAGAAUCGGAGAAUAUCCAGCUUGGUUGACUGAGUUAAGAAAUCGUUUGUUGCAAGAAGGCGAUGAUAGUGGUACGAUGGAUUUGAAUGUUACGAGCGAAGCGCAAAAAACUCAUCGCAGGAAUGUAUCAGACAUACCAAUGUUUGAUGAUGAUAAUGAUUCUCUUGAAACUGCAUCACUCGAUUCCUUGGAUCAUGACGUAUUGGAAACACUACAGUAUAUCCUUGACUGUAUUUGUGCUCAAGAAGAAAGUGAAAUGGAAAUACAAGCUUGUUUUGCUGGUGAACGGUCGUGUUCACAUAUUGAAAUGACACUUAUUAGUGAUACACAUUAUACUCAGAGCGAAAUUAGCGAAAAGGAAAGAUUAUCCGGUGCAGAACACAAAACAGCAUCAGAAUCGCAGUCAGUUCCUGUGGUUUCGUCAUGGAAAUCUGUUGAGAAUGGUCCAUCGAUUUCUGAGAACUUAAAACGCUCCAGAGGUCAUCGAAGGCAAGAUUCAUUGCAAGAAAGUAUAUUUACGAUGUCUGCACAAGAACUAAAAUUAUUUGAUACAUCUGAAUUGCCUCGUCUGGAAGCAACUGGUGAUGAAGUGCAACCACUCUGCCACGAAUUACAUGCGCAUAUGUUGCUCUAUGCAGAAAGUGGACAGACGGUAGAUUUAGCGCGCUCUGAAAAAGUGUUCCGAAUGUUAAUUGCAUUGAUGCGGACGAAACUUAGUUUUCUAACUCCCAGGCUUAUUAUUAGUUGUAUGGUUUCAUCUGGAACUGCAUCGCUUUCGAAAUCUCCAUCAAGGGCUGCAUCUGGACAAUUAAUGGAUCUUGUGUCACGUCACAUUCGGUCCAUAUUAGGACAAGACUUUUGGGGUUCUGAUUCGGAUAAUGCAAGUGGAACGGAUACACUAAAAUACAAACAUUACACUUUCCUUGAACUCUUUAUGACUAUUUCUUUACAUUUCCUUCGAUCAUAUUUUGUCAAUUCUCCUACUGCCAACGUUUCUAGUUUUGAUUUACGCAAUGCUUGGAAAUGUAAGAUGGCAGUUCUGGAUUUUCUCACCGAGUUAGUGCGCGGAUUAAUAGCAAUAAUCCAAGAGAAUCAAUCUCGAGCUUUAACUGCUUACAUUCAUAGCUUGCUCCAACGUUCAAAGCUUCAGAAAUGCUUGUUGCAUUCUCUUUUAACUUCUGUUCAUAAUGUUCGACAACAUAAUAAUACCGAAAUUGUCCCACUGUCAGUAGAUAUAUUAGAAUUUAAUGAUAGCAGUGCAACAGCUAGCAACAGUUUUUGUGAUUUGAUUGUUGGUUAUCAAAGCUCAUUGCUGGAUUUAACUGCCACUGUAAUACAAUUGGAAUUGGUAAUCAAAAACGGAUUUCAGAAUUUCACUGAUCAGAAUAUCAGUGGUAGAGAUAAAUUAUCAAUAAAUCAUCAAAUUUAUAAUUCACCGCAGCAUCGUGCUACGCUUCGUGAACCAUAUAUUGGCAUGGUUGAAUUGCGUAUGUUCUUGUUAACUGUCUUGAAUGCUCUCAAGAAACACUCAGCUGAACAGGAGCAGUGGCUUACAUUUGUCGUGCGAAUACUACCAUUUCUCGAUAGAUCAUUGUCAACAUUUUCGGUGCAUAUUGUCGAGCAAUUGUGUAAGAAUCUAGAAUCUGCUGUAAAUAUCGCAUAUUUGCCUACUACCAGUGAUGAAAUGCACAAUGUUUCUUCAAUCAGCCGAGUUCGUACUCGCUAUUUAGGUGUCAGUCAGGAAAAGCCAACUUAUCCAACUAAUUAUGCUAUUGGAAUAUUGGAAACAUUGAAUAUGUUCUUUCAUUAUUGCCUUAUCGACAAUACAUCUCAAUCCAAUACUUUGACAUUGACCAAUGUCCAUCAGUCUUCACAGGUCGUAGCAGUAAGCAAUCCAUCGCUGGCAUCAUCAGUAAUGAAUGCUAUACCAGGUACACGUGGUGCUACAGAGCUUAUCUCCAAUCUCGUUAAAGUUUUCUCCUUUAGCGAUAGUACUAAUGUGUCAUCAAAUGCUGCACUCAGUAAAUUUACUGAGCUCACAGCCGAUGAUGUUUGGAAGCAAGCACGAUCUGAUAUACUUAACGCUUUUCCACAUACUCUUGCUACACUUUGUGAUGUUUGGACACAGUUGCGAAAAGGAGAACCAAAUCUCCCUAUUGGAAAUCCUACAAUAAUCCGACAAUUAAUUCUUGAUUUGCUUUCACCAAUAGUAGAACAUCAUCAGCAAUCAUUUUUAUCAUCACUUGCAUUGGUAUGGAUGACUCGAAGUUCAUUAACAUCACAGAAACAGCUUACUACACGUGUUGAAUCUGAUCAGUCGUCAUUUGAUUAUUCACCGGCACAGCUCGAUAUUGCUGAUCUCUUGCUGAGUAUCAAAAUUCUUCCAUUUGAAAAUCUUAUUUCUACGGUUGCUGAAGCACUGAAAGAAGGCGCAUGGAAAAUAGUAAAAUCAGGUGCAGUUCUUGAUAAGAAUUGGUUGCAACAAAGUGCUUUCCCAACUGAACUUGCGCUACUGGAAAUGCUUCAUGGUUGUGUUAGAGCUACAUCGUCUGCUGCUCUAUACAAUUGUUGGCCAUCAUUGCAAGCAUUGUUUGUGGAAUCACCAGUUAUGUCGCUACCACCGAAGGCUGUAUUCAUCCAAUUCAUUAUACUUGUGGAUUUCGUACAACUUAUUACAAGUUCAGCUGUCGUUGAAGAUAAGCAAUUGUCACGAGCUGCGCAGGAUGCAUGUCAGAAACUUACGGAAGCUAUGAAUAUUAUCGUUGGUUGGCAGUUGGAACAAACCACUUGGUUGAAGCGGACAUUAGUAGUCAAGCAUGAUUCAUCCACGCAAAAAUCGCAAGAAACAUCACCGGUGGUGGAGUUCGCCACUGCACCAACGUCAUUAGCCGCAUCGGAAAACAGUUCUUUACGUGGUUCCACGUCAUCUUUGGUGCCACCGAGGAUUCCCACAUUUGAUACAGCCACGCAGAUAUCAGUAUCAUCUCAGGGUGCUUCAAGCUCAGCAGCUGAUAGGCGGAGUAUAACAAACAUUCGAUCAAGUUUGAAAGAUCCCAAUAGUUUAAAACGCGAUCCAACACACAGUACUCAAGCUUUAUUUUUGCUUGCUGAGCAUUUAGCUGAAUUGAUUGAUUCGAUAUGCAAGAGUGAAGAUAAAGAGAGAUUAUUGCCAUUACUUCAUGCCGUUUGGAGCAAUACGUUGCCAUAUUUGAAAGCCAAGAAUGCUCGAAAUGCUCGAUUCUUCCUUGCUAGUUCACAACUGCUUGCAUCAAUGAGUACUUUUAACUAUAUGCGACCAGUAUGGCGUAAAGCUACAUUGGAUCUUCUGCUUGAUCCAGCUUUCUUUAAAAUGGAUAUGCAAUCACUGAAACAUUGGUUGGUUAUAACUGAUCAUUUGAUGACUCACGACAAAACAUCUUUCAAAGAGCUGCUUGGAAGGAUUUCAACAGCGCAAAACUCGGCACUUUCAAGUCUGAUAACAAGCAAAGAAGUUGAAUAUGAAAUGCGCGCCCAGGCACUCAAACGUUUGGCAUUUAUAAUACUAAGCUCAGAACUCGGCCAAUAUCAAGCUCAGUUACCUGACAUACAAGAGCGUUUAUCAGACAAUUUGCGUUUAUCACAAGUUCCGAUUGUUCAUGCCCAAGUGUUUCUUUGUUAUCGAGUCUUGCUUAUUAGGCAGAAACCACAACAUCUUGUCAGCAUAUGGCCUUCGAUGGUUACUGAACUGGUUCACGUAUUGUUACAAAUUGAGCAACAGUUAUCGGGUACAGCAAAUGUUUCGGAUGAUUUAAAAUGUGAUCGAAAUGAUCAGUGGAUGCAGCUUUAUCUAGCUGCAUGUAAACUACUUGAAACAUUAUGUACACUUCCCGCCGGUUAUUUGGCACAAUUUCAGAUGUGUCACUGGGCAUUUGUAAAUUCGGUGGCAACAAGUAAUAUCGAUUCAUUUGUGCCAUUCGCGAGUCGUAUAGAUCGUUUACUUCGUAAUAAAUAUGGUCAGCUAUCAGCUCAUGGUCGGAAGUUUAUGUCUGCUUCACUGGUUAAUGUUAAAACGCUGACAAGCUUUAGUGAAUUGCGUUCAUUCUUCUUGGCACUUGCAACCCAGAAUGAGAUGCGUGUUUUGACGAUGCAAUUUUCCUUUGACAAAGAGGAUCAAUUACGAGAUGCUCAUUUUCUGAAUGGUUCACUGUCUUACAAAGCUGCAAUUAACCGACUGGAACAUGCACUAUAUGUUGAUUUUGCAGAGCACUGGCAGUUAUAA
Molecule: messenger RNA, 7350 nt
Organism: Brugia malayi
Lineage: Eukaryota; Metazoa; Nematoda; Chromadorea; Rhabditida; Onchocercidae
Gene: Bma-pad-1
Exons: 50
Coding region: 1-7350 (2449 amino acids)
Biological process (GO): Golgi to endosome transport
Cellular component (GO): trans-Golgi network; endosome
Source: RefSeq, a predicted model, not a curated record